AUGCCCCUGUGGCUGCACCCGCUGCACGGCGAACAGAGCCCGGGGCGGCCCAGUGCUCUGAAACUCAGCGGUGAUGAGCGAAGUCGAGGAGAGAAGAUGAGUAGCACCUUAGCCCAUGUGAAGCAAACCGGGCAAUGCGAUGGCUUCAAGGACAGAACAUCUUCCUUGAGCCUGCUGAAUUUCUCAGACGGACACCUGGUAGGUGAUGGAGUAUCCAUCCCCUUGCUCUGCGCAGACCUGCUCUGGACACAGACAGAUCCUGCGGCGUCGACUGUCCAGAGUCCCUUUGAUCGCCUUGACACCGAGGAGGUGCCAUACUUCAGGAGCAUUUUGGCUCUGGCACCUCGCUGGAGGUGGCGAUCGCAGAUGGGAAUCCUUGAAGCCCUCGAGGAUCCCCGGAGCGAUGAACUUUGGAUCAUUGGCGCAAGCUUGGUUCCAGGAAGUCAGGAGAUGGCUCGGUGCCUCCAGAUGCUAAGCAAGCAAGGAGUGAUCAGGUGGGACAUCGAGAAGGAGUUCCUCUUCCACAAACACGUCAUCGGGCGGAGCGCUUCCGGUAUCACUAGAUUAGGUAUGCAGAAAAAUAGUUUCUGGUCAAUCUCUACGAUGGAUGAUUCAGAAGCCCUUUCAGAGGACGAAUGCCCGGAAAGUGAAAAACCAGUGGCCAUUAAGUUCAUCAAGACUCCUGUCAAUGAGGCGCAGGCCAUUCUCAUGGUGAAUGAGAUUCGGCACCUGGCGAACUGCAGCCAUCCCAACGUUUUGUCGCUUCUGGGGACCUUCUUCGCUCCAGCUUCAAGGACCCCCCUGGCUGGACAUUCAACGCGCAGUACUUGGCUACUGGCCUUGGAGUUUUGCACUGGGGGUACUCUCUCGGAGUACGUGUCCAAUCAUGGGCACCUGGACCUCAUCGCAGGGCAAGUGAUCUGCACAUCGCUACUGAGUGCUGCAGCCCAUAUCCAUAGCAAGCAGAUUUGGCAUCGAGACAUUCGACCACAAAACAUCUUUUUGGACAGAGAUGGAAAGGAAUUGAGGCCAGUGCUGGCCAGCUUUAGCCGUGCCACACACGCAGACGCCGAGUUGCCCAUGGGGCGACACACAGGUCAUGGCUGUUACUGUGCUCCUGAAGUUUUAGACUCAAGACUUGGAGUGCAAGGUUCAGCAAGCGACAUCUUCAGUUUAGGAGCUGUGAUGUUGUUUCUCCUCACUGGCCUGGAACGUGGAUGUGAAGUGUCCAGUGUCACGUGGCAGCCAUCCCUGACCGGCAAUAGCCGAUGUGAUGAGAUCGCCCAUCAGAAGCUGACGGAGACCUUAGUGGAUUUCCUGCUGCGUUUCUUGGCUCUAAAUGCUCGAAAGAGACCUGCAGCCUUGGAGGCAUGUCGGCUCCUUUGGGAAGAAGCUCCGGAGGAAGUUCAGGAGAGCCACGUUGCAUUGAAAGCCAUGGCGGCUUUACCCCCCUCAAGCUCAAGUACCGCGGCGAUGCCUAUCAUUGCAGAGACUUGUUUCGAAGAUGUCUUGGACGACUCGCGCCGGGAAGAUCCACGAGGUGCAAGCUUAGGAUAUGCUCCAUCCUCUGCUCCAGCUGAAGGUUAUGUCCAGCUUCCAGCAGGAGCCUCCCCGGUGAUGAAAGUGUUGCCCCCACCAUCUCCACCGACCACGCCCAGUAGGGUUGGGGCUUCCCCAGCGGCCCCUGGGGACGACACCCAG
Cladocopium goreaui is the source of this 1701-nucleotide messenger RNA. NCBI's taxonomy places the organism in Eukaryota, Dinophyceae, Suessiales, Symbiodiniaceae. The record is from the annotation of a GenBank genome assembly.